Synchiropus splendidus (mandarinfish) is the source of this 843-nucleotide messenger RNA. It is a transcript of the gene il12b2, whose product is annotated as interleukin-12 subunit beta. The record is from RefSeq and is a predicted model, not a curated record. The coding region runs from base 1 to 843 and encodes 280 amino acids. Lineage: Eukaryota; Metazoa; Chordata; Actinopteri; Syngnathiformes; Callionymidae. The transcript has 6 exons. Gene Ontology annotation, molecular function: protein binding.
AUGCAUCAUGUUGUGACUCAGAAUCAGUCCAGUCACGUCAAAAUCCACUGUGACACGACCUCUCCUGGCCCAGUCACCUGGAAGUUUAAUGGUGCUGACCUGGAGCAGGUGGAUUUUGCCUACCAUCAAGAGCAACUGGAUCUGAUGGUGGAGGAUGUAGACCAGCCCAUGUUGGGUGAAUACAGUUGCUGGAGGAAUGGAGUUGAGCUGUCAUCCACUCACCUGCUGGAGGAGAAUGUAGUGAAUGACGAGCACUUUAAGUCUUUCCUGAGAUGUUGGGCAAAAUCUUAUGACUGCCACUUCAGCUGUGAAUGGAACCACUCUGUGUACUCCACUGUGCGUCUCGGACUCGGCUCAAACUGCUCUCAGGGUUUGACCUCCUGUCAGUGGGUGCAGAGCUCACAUAGGACUCUCAAAGGAAAGCUUCACUUUGACGUCGCACACCAUCUCACUCCUUUUGCCGAGGAAACCGACGUGCUCACUCUCACUGUCGAGGCCUUCGCUGACCACUACUCCAUCCUGAGGAGGACGAGGCAUUUUUUCCUCAGAGAUAUCAUUCAACCUGACAGCCCUGACAUUGUCAAAUGUGAGGAGGAAGGGAUAGCUCUGAAUGUGACCAUCGAACCUCCUUCUAGCUGGUCCAGACCUCACAGCUUCUUUCAGCUCGAGCAUGAGAUCGAAUACGUGUCCAGGGACAACGGCGAGCAUGGCACAACCACGUCAAUUCUGAUACCACAGGGAGUCAGCAGACUGAGGGUCCGAUCCAGAGACCCGCUAGUGAUGUCACGCUGGAGUCAUUGGAGCAAAUGGAAAAACGUAACUGAUGCGCUGUCAUGUGUCUGA